Molecule: messenger RNA, 324 nt
Organism: Trypanosoma grayi
Lineage: Eukaryota; Euglenozoa; Kinetoplastea; Trypanosomatida; Trypanosomatidae
Exons: 1
Coding region: 1-324 (107 amino acids)
Source: RefSeq, a predicted model, not a curated record
AUGCCAUCCGCCACGAGGGCAUUUCGGCCAAACAGGUACAAUUUUACAGAUAGUUGUAUUAUCAGCUUCGGGCGGCUCAGGCGGCGAAGGAAAACCUCGGAGUCAAUAUCCAAACCCUUGCCAAUGCCAUCUGCGAUCCCAGAAAAGAGGACGAACCGGUUUUUCAGGUGGUCCAAAAAGCGAAAAAAACAUUUUUCUCUUCCUCCAAGCUUUGCGCGUUGCUUUCGAUGCGGCCGCACCAGGCGCCACAGCACAACAUGCUAUGUGCAGAUGAAAAAGACGCCGUUUAAGCCAAAAAACGAUUUUCGGCCACGGAAGCGGUGA